AUGGACGAGAUAGAAAAGCGUUACGAAACUUUGAGCAAAGAAAGCCUCAGAUUUUUGGGACUGUGGCCAACUCAAGAAAAAUCAAAGCGCUACAAAGGCUUCGCUCUUGUGGCCUUUUUCAUGAUCAAACUGACGAUUCCUCAAUUUCUUUGCAUUAUUGUGAAUCCGGAUGACAAAUUCAUUUUCUUUGAAAAUACCAUGAUUUUGACAUUUUAUAUCAUGGUUUCUUCGAAGCACGGUGCAGCUAUGGUUAAUUUUUCCAAGGUGAAGGCUCUGAUGUUGAGUAUCGACGAGUUAAAGAAACCAUUUACGGAUCCUCAUGAACUCGAAUUGAUGAAGAAAUACGAGGGGCAAGGAUUUCUUUUAGCUCGAAUAUACGCCAUCAUCAUGCUUAUUACCGUUUUGGUAUAUAACAUGGUGCCCUUCGUGCCUCCUUUUCUGGACGUCAUCUACCCUUUGAAAAGUGGUCCAAGGCCCAUAAUAUUGCCAUAUCGAGGCGAAUUCAUUUGGUUCAAACAGGAAGAUUACCAUUAUUAUGUGAGCUUCGUGGCGAUCUUCGAUGUUUUGAUUUUUUUGCCUGUCUUCGUUGGCAUAGAGUCAGUUUAUACCACAACAGUCAGAGAAAUUUGCGGUUUAUUUGAAAUUGUUUGUAUUAGGUUUCAACGACAAUUUUCUAGAGCAGAGGGUUCGCCAACAUCUGAAAUUUCCGAUGCAGUGAAAUUAUACAACGAGUGUGUUAGAUGUGUACAAUUUUUGGAGGGUACAUACAGCAUUACAAUUUUUACCACACAAAUUACUUCUCUGCUGAUUUUUUCUCUCUGUGCUAUUUAUAUUUUAUAUGUAAAUAACGAUGUUUUUAACGGAUUAAGAUUUAGUACUUUUGGUAUUGCCAUUCUUAUACACAUGGGGUAUUAUUUCGGAAUUGGGCAACUGCUAAUAAAUAGUAGUGAUAAAGUCCACUUCAGCAUUUAUUCCAGCAACUGGUUUUUAGCUUCGGCAAAAUUGCAACGUUUACUAGUAAUGGCGUCUACUCGCACACUUUAUCCGUGUUUUAUCACGUCAGGAAAAUUGAACCCUCUUAAUUUGGAAUCGUUCGGAACAAUUUUGAAGAGGAUUGCGUCAACGAUAUCGGUGAUGUUAGCUGUUCUUUAAUGUGAGCUGUGAGA
Messenger RNA from Trichogramma pretiosum, 1166 nucleotides. RefSeq names its product odorant receptor 2a-like. The transcript has 9 exons. The record is from RefSeq and is a predicted model, not a curated record. Gene Ontology annotation, biological process: detection of chemical stimulus involved in sensory perception of smell; sensory perception of smell. NCBI's taxonomy places the organism in Eukaryota, Metazoa, Arthropoda, Insecta, Hymenoptera, Trichogrammatidae. The coding region runs from base 1 to 1152 and encodes 383 amino acids. Gene Ontology annotation, cellular component: plasma membrane. Gene Ontology annotation, molecular function: olfactory receptor activity; odorant binding.